UAAAAAAGAAAAAAACUAGUGGCACUCUUUGAGCAAAAACACCUCAACUCGGUAAUCCCAAUAUCCACACUAAAAAUUACUCGAGAAAGCAAUUUGAUCUCAGAUCUGCGUCCUAUUCUCUGAGCCAAUUUUUGCUACGUCAGUACGCAAAGUGCCACCGCCCAUUGUGUUGUAGAAAUCACUACAGUCAUAUAUUGCGAAUCUGUAAUUGAAGAGUUGGUGAGCAGUAUAGAAAGAUAAAACAGAAAUGGCUGCAAGAAAAGCUGGUUUAAUUGCUCUGUUUGAUGUUGAUGGAACUCUUACAGCACCCAGAAAGGAAUCUACUCCACAAAUGUUGAAAUUCAUGCAGGAACUUAGAAAGGUUGUUACUGUUGGAGUUGUUGGAGGUUCUGACCUUGUAAAGAUAUCAGAGCAACUUGGCAAUACAGUUACAAAUGACUAUGAUUAUGUUUUCUCUGAAAAUGGCCUUGUAGCACAUAAAGAUGGCAAGCUUAUUGGGAAACAGAGCUUGAAGUCACAUCUUGGAGACGAGAAGCUCAAGGAAUUUAUUAACUUUACCCUCCAUUACAUUGCUGACUUGGAUAUUCCAAUAAAGAGAGGAACAUUUAUUGAGUUCAGAAGUGGCAUGCUAAAUGUGUCGCCUAUUGGGAGAAACUGUAGUCAGGAAGAAAGGGAUGAAUUUGAGAAGUAUGAUAAGGCACAAAAGAUACGGGAAACAAUGGUAUCAGUGCUCAGAGAAAAGUUUGCACAUUUUAAUCUCACCUUCUCCAUUGGAGGCCAAAUUAGUUUCGAUGUUUUUCCGCAAGGCUGGGACAAGACUUAUUGUUUGAGAUACCUUGAAGAAUUUAACGAAAUUCACUUUUUUGGAGACAAAACAUACAAGGGAGGAAAUGACCAUGAGAUCUAUGAGUCUGAGAGAACUGUUGGUCACACAGUUACUAGCCCGGAGGAGACAUUGAAACAAUGUUCUGUUCUAUUCCUCGGCAAGGAUAAUGGAAGUUCUUAAGCUUGUUGCAGUUUUUCAAUACACAACAUUAGAAGCUUGGCAUGAUAUUUGGAUACCUUUUCAUAACAACAUUAGAAGUUGUAUUCAAGAUCCUCUGAAUCGCGACGAGGAAAAUAUUAAGAUCAAAGACCUUUUCAUCAAUAGGGUUUGAAAAUUUUAAUAGAUUAUCCUUCUACUUACACCCCCAAUCCUUCAUUUUUUUUCUAUACAAAAUACGUAUGUCCCUA
Messenger RNA from Solanum lycopersicum (tomato), 1233 nucleotides. Its product is annotated as phosphomannomutase. Gene Ontology annotation, biological process: mannose metabolic process; GDP-mannose biosynthetic process; protein N-linked glycosylation. Gene Ontology annotation, molecular function: phosphomannomutase activity. The record is from RefSeq and is a predicted model, not a curated record. Lineage: Eukaryota; Viridiplantae; Streptophyta; Magnoliopsida; Solanales; Solanaceae. Gene Ontology annotation, cellular component: cytosol.